CAAGUCAUGGCUGCAUUGAUGAACAAACCCAAGUCGGAGCUGACUGAAGAAGAGUUAGCUAAACGUGAAGAGGAGGAGUUCAAUACAGGACCCUUGUCUGUUCUUACCCAAAGUGUUAAAAACAACACACAAGUUCUUAUCAACUGCAGGAACAACAGAAAACUCCUUUGUAGAGUCAAAGCCUUCGACAGGCAUUGUAAUAUGCUGCUAGAAAAUGUAAAAGAAUUGUGGACAGAGACCCCCAAAACCGGGAAAGGAAAGAAAAAGGCAAAGCCAGUCAACAGAGACAGAUAUAUCCCAAAAUUAUUCUUGAGAGGAGAUAGUGUUAUUCUAGUUCUCAGGAAUCCCAGGUUAGCUGGCAGAUAAAUCCCAGAAAGUUUUGUACAAGAAUCUUGAUGGUACUAUUCAAAAUAACAGUAGUAAAAUAUGUAUUUUUAAAUUAUAAAUGUUAUAUGCUUUUAUUACUUAAGCAGCCCUUUUACACAAGCUGAAUGUUUUGGCGUCCUAAGCUUAACAUUUUAUUUCCUUCUUCUAGCAUCAUGCUUUGUUUUAUUUGUUUUGCCUAUCUGCUCCUACUUCUUUUUCUCACAAAAGAAGGGUCAAGAGUAAAAGAGUUAGCAAAGAGACAAUUUCUCUUAUCAUUUAAGUUAGGCAUGAUAACGAUGAUAUGACUUGUUAUAUAAUUUACUAAUUUUUCACAAAAACUGUGUAUUGAUGAAAUUAACAAGAAAAAUUAUAACUUGUCUUCCUCUUGUUGAAUAUAAAUAAUUAACAUUCAUGACAUAUUUGAUAAUCUUAACAUGGUAAUUAACAUCCAAGUUUCAGUUUGGUUUCUAAAUCAGGAACCCACUAUUUUAUCUUAGAUGGUCAGGAAGACAAAUACUAAAGCACCGACAAAGCGAAAGUCAAAAGUGAAAAAAGAGAAAGAAUCCUCCCUUGUUUUCAAUUGUACGUCGUGCGCACAACCUCAACUCUUGGUCCAGGGGAAACGGAACAUUUUGUGCCACCCUCAACUACAAGUGGGUGUUUGUAGAGAAUGCCUAAUAUUUGCUCAUGCUGAUAUCAUUCCCAUCGACGAAGAGGGUUAUGAAAUUUAUUGUCGGUGGUGCAGUGAACUCGGGAACCUGGUUUGCUGUGACGAGUGUAAAACUCCUUUCUGUGAAGAGUGUAUCAGUAGAAGCAUUGGACCAGAGUAUUAUGAUUCCCUGAUGGAUGUGGAGGAGUGGAAAUGUUUUAUAUGUGAACCCACUGCUAUUGAGAGCUUACGAGAAUUAACCAAAGCUGCUCUUGAUCAUCAAAACUACAACGACCCCACUGAUCUGUUAUUGGAGAAAUGUUCGGCCAUUUUUAACGGCGAUGCAGAUGUAAAUGAUUCAGAUAGAGAAGAGAUCAUUAAGGAGAGGUUGCGAUUGCGCAGAAAUAAUCUCAAUGACACUCUAAAUAGAAAGAAAAAAGAGAAAAAAGAGAAAGAAUCCUCUGAAGAAGGGUCUAGUGAUUUAGAUGAAGAUUCCAAUGAAGAAGAUGAUAAAGAAGAUGAUAAAGUUAUCAAAGAAAUAGUUAACAAAAGAAAGAAAUCUGCUUCUGAUGUCAGUGAUUCUGAUAAAGACUCAAUUAAGAAAAGAAAGAAGUCUGGUUCCAAUUCAGAAUACGAGUCAUCUCCAGAAUCACCCAAGAAGGUCAAAGAUUCAGAUGACGAUUCUUUGGCAAAAGCUGUCGAUAAAUUGAAGAAUUCAGAUGAUGAUUCUAAACCGCCCAAAAUAACAGCUGAUUCAGAUGAAGAGUCAGUGCCUUCAGUUGAUGUGUCAGAAAAAGGUUCUGCUAAGGAAAAAAAUACAUCAGAUUCGGAUUCAGUAGCAUCCAAUGAGACCCUUGAUUUGGAAAAACCCUCCAAGAAACAUAACAGACAAUCAAAAAAUGCGAAACUGAAACCGGCUGAUCCGAAAACCUCCGAUAUUUCAGGUUCAGAUUCUGAACUUCUUGAGAAAAAGAAAAAAGAGCCAAGAGCCAAACUUUCAUUAAGAAAGGACAAAAAAAGCAGCUCUGGCUCCAGCAACAAAUCAAGAAGCUCGAGAAACAAAUCCAGAAAACCAAAGUAUAUUGUGUCCUCGGAUGAAAAUUCAGACGAUUCAGAUUAGCUGCGAAUGGUUGAAACUUUAACUUUCAAGAAUUUACUUUAUCAGUGAGAGAUCAAGAGCUAGCCUAUUAUUCUGAAUUUUUUGUAUAUUUUCUAACAUUCAAACCAGCUGCUGUCUCAAUUUUGAACGGAAUGAUCGCAAUCUUUGCUUUUUAUGUGCUCAUUUUCAAUUUGUCCCAGUACAGUAGAUGAUAACUCCCCACUCCCCAGUUUAUACAUUCUUUAAAUUCAACAUUUUUGUCACAGCAUAUUUGGUUCUGCUGACUGAAAAAUUAUUGAACAUUUUUCUCGUUGAACUAUAACAUUGAUUAAAUAUCUAUACGCCUUUAACAAAGCGAUUUUUAAAUUUCGUUAUAUUUGAUGACACAUUUGACGUUUGGUGUGUUCUGUACACUAAUGUAUUAUUUACGUUUCCGGUUUCGUGCAAGAGUGAAGAUGUUUUAUUAAAAUAUUUGUUUUAUUAAUAUUUGUUUUAUUAAAUAUAUACAAUCUAAGUUAUAAAUACCAUAAUUUUCUCCAUGUAU
Bolinopsis microptera is the source of this 2658-nucleotide messenger RNA. RefSeq names its product transcriptional regulator ATRX-like. The record is from RefSeq and is a predicted model, not a curated record. NCBI's taxonomy places the organism in Eukaryota, Metazoa, Ctenophora, Tentaculata, Lobata, Bolinopsidae. The coding region runs from base 864 to 2135 and encodes 423 amino acids. Gene Ontology annotation, molecular function: chromatin DNA binding. Gene Ontology annotation, cellular component: pericentric heterochromatin; nucleus. The transcript has a single exon. Gene Ontology annotation, biological process: chromatin remodeling; replication fork processing.